UCUGAUCUGAAUUCUCAUAUAAAAACACAUCGACCACUCUCUGAGAAACGAAUAUUUCCAUGUCCACAAUGUGAUCGAAAAUUUUCGAAAAAAGGAUAUGUUGCCAGCCAUAUAAAGUUUGUUCAUGAAGAUAUUCGUCCAUUUAUUUGUGAGGAAUGUGGUGAAGGAACACGAACGGAAGCUACACUACGAGAACACAUGCUUACACAUACAGACCUUGCACCGUUUGAAUGCGAAAUAUGUAAGAAAGGUUUUAAAAAUCGUGCGCGCCUAAAGAAACAUAUGGAUACGCACAGUUCUAAUAAGCACAUCUGCAACGAGUGUGGUUUAAAACUGAAUUCUCGUGUGACUUUAAACUUACAUAUGCUCGUACAUUCUGAUGUUAUGCCACACAAAUGUGACUACUGUGGGCGGGCUUUCAAACGUGCCAAAACGCUGAAAAACCAUUUAAUACUCCACAGUGGUCUAAAACCUUAUUCAUGUGACUUCUGCGAUAAAACUUUUGCCAAUGGGGCUAAUUGUCGUACGCACAAAAGAAAAACUCAUCCGGAGGAAUUAGCAGCGUUAGAGGCUUCAGGCGAAAAAACAUAUACGAAAAAUAUACCAAAAUUGGCUGUAUUGAAAACGGUAACAAAAUCAGCCGAAAAUCUUAUCCCAGUCGUCUCCAAACAGAGUCGUGAUUUUUCUUAGGUAGAAAGCCGAAACCUGUGCUAUCGGGGAGCCAAACAGUUUUUAAAGAAAACAGUUUAAACAUUACUAGUCUUACGGAGAGGAAUAACAUACCAUCGUCAUUUUGGUAAAGAUAAAAAUUAUAUUAUUUUAAAUUUUUUAUACAAAUAAAUGUGCUUACAUUAAAAUCUA
Anastrepha obliqua is the source of this 861-nucleotide messenger RNA. RefSeq names its product zinc finger protein weckle-like. The transcript has 3 exons. NCBI's taxonomy places the organism in Eukaryota, Metazoa, Arthropoda, Insecta, Diptera, Tephritidae. Gene Ontology annotation, molecular function: RNA polymerase II cis-regulatory region sequence-specific DNA binding; DNA-binding transcription factor activity. The record is from RefSeq and is a predicted model, not a curated record. The annotation marks the transcript as partial. Gene Ontology annotation, biological process: regulation of transcription by RNA polymerase II.